AUGCCCUCGUUGUGCAACACCAACCCCACAACUCCGCCUGCUUCCGUCGUUACCCCUGCAGCAGACCCCACAGCACCCAAGGCGUGGUCGACCGUCACCCCCGUCAUGCCCGUCACAAGUUCUGCGACGACAGUAACGACGACCACGGUCUUUCCCAUUCCCAUCGCCGGUGAGAACACUCCCAACACCCUGUCAACCAGUACCCUCACCACCAUCGCCCCCAUUACCAGCGCUGCGCACUAG
Spirometra erinaceieuropaei is the source of this 243-nucleotide messenger RNA. The record is from the annotation of a GenBank genome assembly. NCBI's taxonomy places the organism in Eukaryota, Metazoa, Platyhelminthes, Cestoda, Diphyllobothriidea, Diphyllobothriidae.